AUGCUGGCAAUACAUCAUACAACGACGACGGUUCCAAUUCCUCGGAUUCUAUAUAGAGACGAUCUAGAGGUCCUACCUCGGCUUAUGGCGGCAGAAAACAAAAAGAAUAAUGGGAAGAAAAUGAGUCGUAUUAAAUUUUUUAAGGUUGCAUAUUCAAAGAAAGAUGGUCGACUAGUUAAUGAUGUUGUUGCACAAGCCUUGUCAGACAUGGAUGAACUUCCAUCACAAAUGUCAGAUGAAGUUUUCACUCAAGUCAUGGGACCAGAGCGACCAGGAUGUGUUAGAACAUAUGGUUUUGGACCAUCUCCGAGAUAUGUGUUUGGACGUAAAAAAUCAGAAGAGAUGCAAGCAAUGCAGUCCCAACUAGAUGAGGAAUUGAGUAGACAUAAGGCAGAGCGUUAG
Messenger RNA from Ilex paraguariensis (yerba mate), 402 nucleotides. The record is from the annotation of a GenBank genome assembly. Lineage: Eukaryota; Viridiplantae; Streptophyta; Magnoliopsida; Aquifoliales; Aquifoliaceae.